This is a messenger RNA of Mycosarcoma maydis (corn smut), 474 nucleotides long. RefSeq lists its product as uncharacterized. The transcript has 2 exons. NCBI's taxonomy places the organism in Eukaryota, Fungi, Basidiomycota, Ustilaginomycetes, Ustilaginales. Gene Ontology annotation, cellular component: DASH complex; mitotic spindle. The record is from RefSeq and is a predicted model, not a curated record. The coding region runs from base 1 to 474 and encodes 157 amino acids. Gene Ontology annotation, biological process: attachment of spindle microtubules to kinetochore.
AUGGCCACGAUCCAGGAGGUGCUCGACCAAGUUGCUGCAUUGCCUACAGCGUCCAAGCCUUACAUCAACCCGUAUGCUGGUCAUCGCUCUCUCACCGAACACGAGCAGGAGCUGUUGGGAGAAUACGCUCGUCUAGCCGAUACCAUUCGACGCGUCGCCGCACUCUCCACGCUCCUUUCAUCCUCUUCGGCGCAUGCAAGCCUGCUCACCCAACUGCGCGUGCUCGAACGUAAGAUGGGUCUUGUGCUGACACUCUACAAGGCCUCCGUAUGGGCGACUGUUCAGGAACAGGCAGAGAUGGCCGAGGCCGAAGCGAUGGCUGCUGCGGGCGCAGAUGCGUACAGCAUGGAUAUCAUGGCCUACAAUGCAGAUGCAGCGGCGGGAGGGGGCUACUUUUACAAUGGUAGUGCUACGCCCUCCGAAUCAGGCCAAGGCGACGAUACCGUGGUGAUGCGCCAGCCAGAGUACUGCUGA